GGGUGUUCUGCAGCGGUUGUGGCUGGAGAGCUGUGGCGGAUUUGAGUGGUGCUUCCAGAAGGUGGGAGUCUUCCCUACAAUCCGCCGGCUCCGCUGACGCCCAGGAGGUGCCCGAGCUGCAGGGUGAGGGGCGACCGGCCGGCGGCCAAGAUGUCUUCAGUGGGGCGGGUGACCCAGGUUCCGAGCGGGAAAGUCUACCAGCAGAUCUUCGAGGCUGAGGUGCAGCUGGUUCGCUCCCUGGCAGUCAGCAGGAAGCGGGUGGUGGAGCAUUCUCUGACCCCAAAGAAUGGCAGGACACCUUUGAUGAAGAAGGUGGAAAUUCCUGAAGGGGAGAUGCUGUCUGCUCGGCAGCAGAACUGGGUGCACAGCCUGCCCAACGACUGGGCCACCGAAAACCCUGUGCUCUACAGGGAAAAGAAAGCAGCCAAGAGGCAAAAAGCCCAAGAGAGUGAGAACACCAUUGCUGCCCGAGAAGUCCGGGGCCUGCGGGACACCAUCGUUCCUGAGAAGAUAAGCACUGUCACCUUUGAAGGGCAAAAAGACUACAAGAAGGAGAACUAUGAGAAAGCUCUGGUGAACUUUCAGGAGGAGAUCAUGCAAAUUGGGAUGGAAAUGGAGCCUUGCAUUGUGGAACCGGGAGUGCUUCUUUUGAAAAAGCUGGCUGAGUCUGAGGAAGACAUCAGCCGUCUAUUCACAGAGGUAGAAAAUGACUGCAACCUCAAGGACUACACCUUCCAAACUGUGUCAGAGCUGUGGGAUAAGGUGGCCGAGAAGUUCUUGCUCUGGAAGCAGUGGAUUAAGGAACUGGAUGAAGCACUGCACUCGCUUGAGUUCCUGCGAGCUGAUAAACUAAAGAACGUGUUGAUGAAAUAUGUGGAAAUCAUAGAAAAAACAUCCUAUCUCAUGCAACCUGAUGUGUACAGGCUGAUACAUAAAGAAGCCAUGAUGAUAAACCAGGCCCUGCUGGGCAAUCGGAGGGCCCUUGCCCAGCUGUUUGUCAACCUGAUGGAGGCCACCCUGCAGCAGGAGCUCAGCAACCACCACCGCUGGCAGGCCCUGGUCAACGCCUGGAAGGUUCUCAAGAAGGAGGCCCUUGUGCAGAGUUUCAGUGAGUUCAUGGCUGGUGAAAGGAUCCAGACUCCUCCAGGUGUAAAAAAGGAGGUGGAUGCCAUGCUGAAAACCCAGAAAACCCUGCAGCAAGAGCGGCUGAAGCAUCUCUGUACCCUCUGCGACCUUCUGCCCCCUGUUUACAGCAAAGCUCAGCUGUCUGAGUGGUACUCUUCUCUUAUUGCCCUGAAUAAGCGGAUUGACACCUUCCACAUGGACAGCAUGAUGCAGAUCCGCUUGCAGUACGAGAAGACCUGGCAGGAGGGCCUGGCCCAGGUGCAGAAGUGCAAGAAGCAGCUGCUGGACUGGAAAGCCUUCACAGAGGAGGAGGCAGAGAACCUAGUGAACCCAUCCUUCUUCCAGAUGGUGGGAGUGCUCCAGAGCAAGGUGGAGGAGGAGCUGGAGUUUAUGGACAAAUCCUUUGAGGCCCUGGCCAAGCGAACAGACAGGCAGAGCUUGGAUCUCUUUGGCUACUUCCAAGAGGCUGUGCAGCUGUGGGAGGCACACCAGAGUGUAUUGUCAGUGCAGGAACUGGAGCUUGAGAAGAGGAUGGAGCAGCAGCGGCAGAAACACAGCCUGGAGAACCAGGUCCAGGAGGCCAACCUGGAUAUGCUUUUGGACCAACUGAGGCAGCAGAGCCAUGAGGAAACACUGAAGGUUCACCUGGGAAAAGCCAAAGAUUUUCUGAAGGGCAUGAAAUCCAGGUAUGAAUGUUUUCACUUCCUCCUGAAGAAGGAAGUGAUGGAGUACCCAGGAAUCAUACUGAAAGAACUCAACUCUUACAGCUCCACCCUCAGCCAACACUUUUUCGUCCGUGAAAUCUUUGAACAGAACUUGGAUGGGGAAGUCAUUUUCAAACUCAGGGAACCAGAAGUACAUGAAAAACACUUCCAAGAGAAAAUGAGACAUCUGAGGAGAAAACAAAAGGCUGAAAUGGAAAUGAACAAAAGUGAGGAAUGUAUAAGUAAAAGGGCAGGUUCCCCCAAGGCAGCAGAAGAGAUGGAAGAAGAAAAAGAUCAAGAUGUCCUGUCUUCUACAAAUGAAGAAGAGGUCCUGAGUCAGCCAGAAAAUUCUUUACCAAGUGAUGAGAUGGAUGAGUCCAGAGAGGGAUCUAGUCAGGAGUUAGAGGAAAUGCAGGUUCAAAGUAAAAGCUCCUUAAAAUCAUCCCUGACCCAGGAAAAUGUGACAGUUCAAGAAGAAAAGGAGGAGGAGGAAGAAGAGGAGGAGGAGCAAAAGGAAAAAGAUAAGAGUUUGACAGUGAAUGAGGCAGACCAGCAACAGAGUUACUCUUGGGCGGCAUCCAAGGAAGAGAGUCUGGAGAAAAUCGCUGACGAGGACAUGGAGUCCUUUACAACUUCCAGUGGGAACACAUACUUUGUCUUCCUACCCCUGGAAGUAAAAGAAGAGGGUUGCAAGAGGUCCCAUUCCAACCUAUCUGCCAUGCUCAUCGAUGACACUUCCGAUACCAAGUUCCUAGAACAAGUGAUCAUUCCAUCCAGUCUAGUUUUGGAAAUUAAGAAACAACUUCGCACUGGCUUUUUUGAGCACCUGGAGAAAUGGUUUGACCAGUGUGCUGUCAAUGCCCGGGUCAUCGUGGCCACCAAGGUCGAGGAGGUGGAUUCAGAACUGGAACUGCGUUUGUACCUGCACAAGCCGAGAGCCCAGCACAUUGAAAGAGAUGUCCACAACGUCAGGGCAGCUGAGCUCCUGCUUCAUCAAGAGCAGAUAGACAGCCACUGUGCUGGGGUGAUCGAGACGCUGAAGAAGGAGAGGAUGAUGUUCUGCCAGUUCCAAGAAGAGCAAAACAUGAGGAGCAAAAACUUCCGCCGCAAGAUUUAUGACAUGGAACACAUUUUCCUGAAUGCCACAAGGAGUCACAAAGAGGCCAGGCAUUGGUUCUGGUGGCCCUCAAGCAGCCUGGAAGGGCUGAUCAUUCUCAAUAGCACACUACAGCGGGAGCUGCUGAGCUACGUUGAUGUCAUCCAGGUGUCCUUGCGCAGUUUCCGGCAGUACUUGGAGGAGAGUCUGAGCAAGCUCCGCUACACCAACGUCGAAUUCGUCAAGAGCUGCAGAUUAUUUUCAGAGGGAGGCAACUUUUCUUCAGAAGAAAUUGACUCACUGUGUAAUCGAUUAGAGAAGGAAGCUGCCCGGAUAGAGUUUGUUGAAAGUUUAAUCAUGACCAACAUGGAGAAGAUGGAGAGCGAGUACCUGGAACAGGCCAAUGAUGUCAUAAAUAAGUUUGAAAGUAAAUUCCAUCACCUGUCUGUGGACCUCAUUUUUAUAGAGAAAACCCAGCGGUUGCUGACAAAUCUGCAAGUGAACAUUAAAUGUGAGGUGGCAAAAUCCAAUUUGCAAACAGAUGUAUUAAAUUCCUCUCUGGAGCAACUUCAAAGCAAGAUAGAAACCUGUUGUAACUCAAGUGAAGAUAAAAAUAUAGUGACCACAGAAGAUGUCCUUGGCUUUGUUCAAACUUGGAUUGAAAAACUGAAACAGAGGAUUCAGUACCUCAACUGCAGCCUGGACACGGUGUCAGUGACUCAAGUGGUCUUUACUGACAACACCAUGGCCACUCUAGAGGUGGAGAGUGACAUCCAGGUGUCCUCAGAAGUCCCUGAAGAAGAGGCCAAGGUGGAGCUGUUCGCCCCUGAGUCCUUCGCCCAGCCCAGCCGCAUGGGGAAGCCCAUGAUUGAAGACCCAGCUGUGGAGGUGGUCAAGAAGCUCCUGCAACUUCCUAACACAAAACACUCACCUCAGCAUGGUGACAAAGAUUGGUCCCAGACAGGCUUGAAGCGACCUAGGCGCCGGACAGAAAACUCAUUGAAGAUCUUGUCCAGUGCCAGUGCCACCUCAGCUGGGAGUCCCCAGGGAGCUGACCUGCCUUUGUUCCACAGCUUCACCCGGUACUCUAGGCAUAACCGAACAGACAGGAAGUACCAGGUGCUUGGGGAGAGGCCUCCUCCUCUAGCCAACCAUUUUAAAGGGAUCAUCCUGUCCCUCCUCUGGGAGAGCAACGAGCAGCUGCUGGCCAUCACUGAGGAGUUUUACCGCAAAGAGAAGCACCCAGUCACCAGGCCUGACUGCAUGUAUGAAACCUUCGACCAGUGCGCAGAGAGCAUCAACAAAAAGAUCCUAGAGUACCAAAGCCAGACAGACGAGUACCACAACUCCUGCCUCAUAGAAUUACGGGGCCAGCUGAGAAGAUUUGAGGAGCUGUUGCCCCAGGUGUGUUGGCUGGUGAUGGAGAAGUUCAAGGAUCACCACUGGAAGAAGUUUUGUGCCUCUGUUGAAGAGAUCCAGGGGCAGUUCCAGGAGCAGCAGAAGCAGCUGGAGAAAGCUAAGGAAGAAAAUGCCCAGAAGCUCCAUCCAAAUCUUGGACACCCCUCAAAUGCUCAAGAAAUGGAGUCUCUAUGCCAAGAGGAAGAGAAGAGGCAGCAAGAGCUAGAUAAUAUCAUUGGGGUGAACAGGGAGAAGCUGGAGGAAAUCACCAGGAAAAACAGCUGGCUUUUCAUAACCAGCUUGGCCACCUUCACAGAGAAAUUCCUGCUGCAGUUGGAUGAAGUGGUCACCAUUGAUGACAUCCAGACGGCAAAUAUGGAGCCCCCCAGGCAGAGAACAUCGGUCCUGAUCCGGAGGAAACUUGCUGGGCUGUCCCUGGAGGAGGAACGAGAGAAGCCCCUGAUUGAGCGGGGGAGCAGGAAGUGGCCAGGAAUCAGAGCCACUGAAGUCACCAUCGAGAACAAAAUUCUUCUCCAGAAAAUGCCUUCAAUAACCACCACCAAAACAACCCUGGGCCACCUGGCGGCCGUGGAAGCCCGAGAUGCUGUUUACCUGAAAUAUUUGGCAUCAUUCGAGGAGGAGUUGAAGAAGAUCCAGGAGGACAAUGCAUCCCAGGUGAAGGAGGCUCAGCGCUGGAGAGACAGCUGGAAGCGCUCCGUGCACACCAUCCAGGGCCUGUACUUGUGACACCCUCGACCCCAGAUGCUGGACUGGGUCCCAAUCCCAAAUAAAGGCUCAUUUUGUAGAUA
Messenger RNA from Choloepus didactylus (southern two-toed sloth), 5132 nucleotides. It is a transcript of the gene CCDC180, whose product is annotated as coiled-coil domain containing 180. The record is from RefSeq and is a predicted model, not a curated record. Bases 151 to 5070 code for a protein of 1639 amino acids. Lineage: Eukaryota; Metazoa; Chordata; Mammalia; Pilosa; Megalonychidae. The transcript is spliced from 39 exons.